AGUCAUUUUAACAAGCUUUGAGAGAGAAAAUAAAGACGGAGAGGGCGAAAAUGAGAAGAGGGUUAGUGAUGCUCUGCUUUAUAGUGGCGGCAAUCGUAAUUUGCAGUCACCGGUCGGCUACGGCAAAAGAGGAAGUGAGAGUAUCUAUACUGAGGGAGAAUGUUGGCAGGAGGUUCUUGCUUUGCGUGAUGAACCCAAGUAGCAGCUGCAUAACCGAAUGCUGUGACUCAUUCAACUUCAAGGCUUCGCCUCUACAAAAGUGCAUCUACUGGCGUGGUGCCGAGCGAAUGGAUAAACAAGCUUUGACCACUCUUCAAAAUUAUUGUGGCUUCAAAACUCCUCCUUGUCCACAUAAGCAAGAAAUCAACCUGGCUGAAAUUAGCGAGGCCAUAGACAACAACAGUGGUAGCAAGCAGCAAGUGAAAGAGGCGGCUACGUGUUGUGCAAAGGAUAAAGAAAAGAUAAAGAAUUGCAUGUUUAAUACAACCUCCAUUGACCAAUGUUGCCCAACAUUCAAUAUUAUGCUUGGACGUAACUGCGGGUGCUACAAUUACGCUAAGGAUUUAGACAAUCAAGUUCUCAUCACACUUGAGAGUUACUGUGAUGUCACUAAUCCAUGCAAGACUGUUCAAGUGAUGUAGUUUUUUGAGAGGGGAAUGGAAGUAAUUCUAAAAAAAUGUUUGUGUUCUAUUGUAUGGUUAACUACUGGUCCUCUCUGUAGUAAAGUUUAAUUGUUAUGUUUUAAUUUAGUGGGUGUAUCUGCCAA
Lycium barbarum (goji berry) is the source of this 766-nucleotide messenger RNA. RefSeq lists its product as uncharacterized. The transcript has 4 exons. The record is from RefSeq and is a predicted model, not a curated record. Lineage: Eukaryota; Viridiplantae; Streptophyta; Magnoliopsida; Solanales; Solanaceae. The coding region runs from base 51 to 641 and encodes 196 amino acids.